Messenger RNA from Nomascus leucogenys (northern white-cheeked gibbon), 2150 nucleotides. It is a transcript of the gene PLCZ1, whose product is annotated as phospholipase C zeta 1. Gene Ontology annotation, biological process: intracellular signal transduction; lipid metabolic process; positive regulation of cytosolic calcium ion concentration involved in egg activation. Lineage: Eukaryota; Metazoa; Chordata; Mammalia; Primates; Hylobatidae. Gene Ontology annotation, cellular component: nucleus. Gene Ontology annotation, molecular function: calcium ion binding; phosphatidylinositol-4,5-bisphosphate phospholipase C activity. The record is from RefSeq and is a predicted model, not a curated record.
ACAAUGGGAAUUCAGACCAAAAGGAAAAAAUGACAGUCAUCUGACAGUGUGGUGCCCAGCCAACCAGCUAUACCUCUUUUGAAGGUUUUAAGAACUUAGCCUCCUGAACAGUCUUCUUCGAAAGUGAAAAGUGGUAACAGCUGAUGAGUAUCAAGAAAUUAUUUUCUGAAAAAGGGCAGAGUUAAUUGUAUCUGGAAUCCCUGACAGCACCUACUGGGGAAAGACUUCUAAGUGAGGAGAAACGGCUCUACAGGUCAUGAAACUAUGGAAAUGAGAUGGUUUUUGUCAAAGAUUCAGGAUGACUUUAGAGGUGGAAAAAUUAACCUAGAAAAAACUCAGAAGUUACUUGAAAAAUUAGAUAUUCGGUGCAGUUAUAUUCAUGUGAAACAGAUUUUUAAGGACAACGACAGGCUGAAACAAGGAAGAAUCACCAUAGAAGAAUUUAGAGCAAUUUAUCGAAUUAUCACGCACAGAGAAGAAAUUAUUGAGAUUUUCAACGCAUAUUCUGAAAACCGGAAAAUUCUUUUAGAAAAUAAUCUGAUUCAAUUUCUGACACAAGAACAAUAUAUAGCUGAGAUGAGUAAAGUUAUUGCUUUUGAGAUCAUUCAGAAAUAUGAGCCUAUUGAAGAAGUUAGGAAAGCACACCAAAUGUCAUUUGAAGGUUUUACAAGAUACAUGGAUUCACGUGAAUGUCUGCUGUUUAAAAAUGAAUGUACAAAAGUUUAUCAAGAUAUGACUCAUCCAUUAAAUGAUUAUUUUAUUUCAUCUUCACAUAACACGUAUUUGGUAUCUGAUCAAUUAGUGGGACCAAGUGACCUUUGGGGAUAUGUAAGUGCCCUUGUGAAAGGAUGCCGUUGUUUGGAGAUUGACUGCUGGGAUGGAGCACAAAAUGAACCUGUUGUAUAUCAUGGCUACACACUCACAAGCAAACUUCUGUUUAAAACUGUUAUCCAAGCUAUACACAAGUAUGCAUUCAUGACAUCUGACUACCCAGUGGUGCUCUCUUUAGAAAAUCACUGCUCCACUGCCCAACAAGAAGUAAUGGCAGACAAUUUGCAGGCUACUUUUGGAGAGUCCUUGCUUUCUGAUAUGCUUGAUGAUUUUCCUGAUACUCUACCAUCACCAGAGGCACUAAAAUUCAAAAUAUUAGUUAAAAAUAAGAAAAUAGGAACCUUAAAGGAAACCCGUGAAAGAAAAGGUUCUGAUAAGCGUGAAGACAAUCAAGACAAGGAAACAGGGGUGAAAAAGUUACCUGGAGUAAUACUUUUCAAGAAAAAGAAGACCAGAAAGCUAAAAAUUGCUCUGGCCUUAUCUGAUCUUGUCAUUUAUACUAAAGCUGAGAAGUUCAAAAGCUUUCAACAUUCAAGAUUAUAUCAGCAAUUUAAUGAAAAUAAUUCUAUUGGGGAGACACAAGCCCGAAAACUUUCAAAAUUGAGAGUCCAUGAGUUUAUUUUUCACACCAGGAAGUUCAUUACCAGAAUAUAUCCCAAAGCAACAAGAGCAGACUCUUCUAAUUUUAAUCCCCAAGAAUUUUGGAAUAUAGGUUGUCAAAUGGUGGCUUUAAAUUUCCAGACCCCUGGUCUGCCUAUGGAUCUGCAAAAUGGGAAAUUUUUGGAUAAUGGUGGUUCUGGGUAUAUUUUGAAACCCCAUUUCUUAAGAGAGAAUAAAUAUUACUUUAACCCAAGUAACAUAAAAGAGGGUAUGCCAAUUACACUUACAAUAAGGCUCAUCAGUGGUAUCCAGUUGCCUCUUACUCACUCAUCAUCUAACAAAGGUGAUUCAUUAGUAAUUAUAGAAGUUUUUGGUGUUCCAAAUGAUCAAAUGAAGCAGCAGACUCGUGUAAUCAAAAAAAACGCUUUUAGUCCAAGAUGGAAUGAAACAUUCACAUUUAUUAUUCAUGUCCCAGAAUUGGCAUUGAUACGUUUUGUUGUUGAAAGUCAAGGUUCAAUAGCAGGAAAUGAAUUUCUUGGGCAAUAUACUUUGCCACUUCUCUGCAUGAACAAAGGUUAUCGUCGUGUUCCUCUGUUCUCCAGAAUGGGUGAGAGCCUUGAGCCUGCUUCACUGUUUGUUUAUGUUUGGUACGUCAGAUAACAGCUAAUGAUAAAUGACACAUCAUUAGCUAUGCAUCGCAAUAAAACAGCCAAAAUGAA